GGGUAUCGGUGCAGUAAAACUUGGGAGUGAGUGUAGAACAGUAACCCAAGAGGGAGAAACUGUCUGCUUCUGCAACAAUGGCGGAUAGAAAGUCGAGCUCCAAACCCAGGGGUUUGCCCAUUAUGGGGAAGCAGAGGUCUUCCACCGCCGGACAUGCCGGAAGAACUGCCAGAGCUAAUAAGGAUCCAAAUGGUGUUCUUGAUGAUCAUGAAGCUUCUUCUACUUCUGCUGGCUGUAUGUGCGCUGUGUUUCAUCUCUUUGAUUUUCAUCCUUUGAAUCAACACCACCAUCACCCUCCUCCUCCAUCACACCCUGUUUCUCUCAACCCACUUGAUCAUCGUAUUUCCACAGGUACUGAAGCUCCAAGAAACAGUUUGGAAUCAGAGGAAGAAUCUCCAUUAUCAUGUACUCGAAAACAAAAACAGGAUGCUCUGCAUUUCCCAAAGGGUGUUCUUCAAAUCAAAACCAAAGGAUCACGAAAUAAUGAGGCGAAGGAGAAAUUUUCCGGCGACUCUCCGAGCACCAAGACGCCGACUUUAGUGGCGAGAUUAAUGGGUUUGGAUCUUCUUCCUCAAUCAAACUCUCCUUCAACCACACCAAGAACAGCCUCUGCUUCUCCUCUUAAUUACCCAAUUCUUCAUAAGCAGCAAAGAACAGCCUCUCGUUCCUUACCGGAAACCCCAAGAAGUUCCUGUGAAAGAAGAUCAAAUGUGGAAAAUUAUCACCCACGCCUUUCACUUCAAAUCCCCAAUUAUGAUAAAGAAAAUGCAAGCCCAAGCCCAAGUCCAAGCCAUUACGCUAAGGAAAUUGUGAAGCAAAUCAAAGAAAGUAUGAGUAGAAAAGGUGGUCUCAAUGAUAUCACCAACUAUGCAAGAAGAGAUCAUGAAAUGGUUAACCAAACAAAACCCAGAAAGGUAUUAUCUUGUUCUUCGGUAUCUCCGAGACAGAGAGUAGUGGAGCCGAAGAAUUUGAACAAACCGAAGCAAAAAGUGAUAUCAAAGGCGGCGUUGAAGAAGAGUAAUAAGCAAGAGGAGCCAUUUGUUGUCCCCUCGAGAAUCACCAAGGCCGCCAUUGACAGUCCUCUUAAGAAAACUCCAUUGUCGGAUAAGCUUUUGAGCUUUAGCUCUGUUCCGACCGUUGUCAUCAAGAAAAACCCCCCAUUUUCCUCACCCAUUAAACCAACUCCAAUGCAGCCGCCGCCGUGCAAUCGGGAUCAAGCUGCAGGACAGACGGGCGAUAAGGAAUCAAAGCGAUGCCUGCAGUCAUCGAACCACCAAUCCCACUUUCCAAUUCAUCAUCAUCACCAACACGUCAUCCAAUUACCACCCAUUAAUAAUAUCAACAUCACAACCGCUUCCGCCGCCGCCAACCGCCGUAACCACCACGACAUCACGGCAGAGGUGGAGUACAUUAGACAAAUUCUCCUCCGCCGUAGUACUACUUCCACAUCAGUGUACUCCUCUGUUAAUUUCCUUGAAAAUGGCAACACCCAUCAUAAUAUUUCAAUUACCCAUAGAAAAUUACUCUCCCACUUGGUGGAAGAGUUGCUGAAGCCGUACAUCGAGCGUAGGCCGUAUCGGCGGUCGGCGGCGGAGCGGUGGGCGGAGGUGGUGGAGAAAGUAUGCGAGAAAGUUAGAAAGUUCCCACGUGCGAAGUGUGAGGUGUUGGAGGACAUAGAUGGAAUAAUUGAAAAAGAUAUGGACAUUUUGGGAAUUGGAUUUGAAGAAGAAGAUGAAGGGAUAGUGAAAGACAUCGAGGAGUGGGUGGUGGAGGAGCUUUUGAACGAAACGGUGCGUUUUGUUUCGGAGGUUCGAGUCGGAGAGAGCGUUGUUGGUUUAGUUUAGGUGGUGGACAGAAAUGGCAGAAGAAUCACGUGGGAGAUGCCACUUGGAUGAUCAGGACCCACAUAGCUGGGGUUAAACUGCAGCGUAGGAGUUACACGUGGAUUGUUGACCCGCCAGACAAGCACUGAGAUUUUUCGGUUCUGAAAAAUACAGUAUUUAUUACCAGAGUGUCCUCCUCUGUACAAAUUUUAUUUCUAUCCCUAAAUUUCCCUAAAUUACAAAAAGAAACCCAUUUCAUUAA
This is a messenger RNA of Cucurbita pepo subsp. pepo (vegetable marrow), 2085 nucleotides long. RefSeq lists its product as uncharacterized. The record is from RefSeq and is a predicted model, not a curated record. Lineage: Eukaryota; Viridiplantae; Streptophyta; Magnoliopsida; Cucurbitales; Cucurbitaceae.